This is a messenger RNA of Teleopsis dalmanni, 1202 nucleotides long. Its product is annotated as major royal jelly protein 1. The record is from RefSeq and is a predicted model, not a curated record. NCBI's taxonomy places the organism in Eukaryota, Metazoa, Arthropoda, Insecta, Diptera, Diopsidae. Gene Ontology annotation, cellular component: extracellular region. Bases 1 to 1155 code for a protein of 384 amino acids. The transcript has 5 exons.
AUGUAUCGGUUUUUAAUUGUUAUAUGCAUUUUGCUGCAUGCGAACCACAACUUCGGCGCUUACGUGUCGGAGCAAAAGAUAAGCAAAUGUGACAAGAAUCCUUUGGUGGAUUUGACAUUCCAGUUGAGUGGCAGUAAUUUACGCUGGCCUUGUGAUUCUACUAAAAAUAUAUUCGUGCAAUCCGGGCGCUAUGUGCCGCGUAAUGUGAUUGUGACACGGGCACAAUUACUGAAGGAUUCAGCUUUCGUAGCUGUGCCACGCUAUAAACAAGGUGUACCCUUUACUUUGGGUAGAGUCAGCCUGAAGAAGGGACAAUGCUUGACCAAAAUUUCACCCUAUCCCUGCUGGGCCAUACAAGAAGAGGGCAACUGUCAAGCUUUACAAUCAGUUGUGGAUAUUGCGGUUGAUAAAAAUGGUCUCCUUUGGGUUUUGGAUGUGGGCAUUGUUAAUACUUUACAGCAGCCGAUACGCCGUUGUGGACCGAAAAUCGUUGCCAUCAACACAGCCGAUAACAAAGUGGUUAAAAGCAUCGACAUGAGUGAUUUGGUAACAGCUGAUUCCCGUCUGCAAUUCAUUGUCGUGGAUUACUCAAAGGAUGGAAAACCGUUUGUUUACGUAGCUGAUGCCGGCGCACGUUCUAUACUCGUCUAUGAUAUUACCGGUUCUAAAUCCUAUCGUAUUGUUUUACCCAAAGCAACAGCGCCAACACAAGAUGUGCUCUACAUGGCAUUAACGGUUAGGCCCGACGAUACUUCAACACUAUUCUUCACCUACUUAAGCUCACCACGUUUAUACUCAAUCAAAGGUCAUCAUUUACGUGUUGGCCAAGGUGCUGGUGCUAUUAUUGAUGUUGGUCCCAAGCCAUUUGGGAAACAAAUGGUUUUAUUAGGUGCUGAUGGUGGCACCUCAUUAUUCUUCCGUUAUAAGGGCGAAAAUGACAUUUAUAUGUGGGACUCGGAAACAUGCUUUAAAGUAGCCAACUUACAGGAAGUUCAACGCGGUGGUGACUGCCGUUUAUCAACACAGGUUUUACCAGGUUACAAGCGUUUCAUGUGGGCCUUAGAAAGUAAUUUCCACGAUUUUAUUUCGGAGCGCACUGGCUGUAAUGGUGCCUCAAUAGUACUACACCCGGUUGUGCGAGACUGUGAUGACUGAAUUUAGAAUUGUAACUCUAUUCUUAGUUAUACUAUAGUAGUAUAAUU